Messenger RNA from Canis lupus familiaris (dog), 1585 nucleotides. It is a transcript of the gene CAMK2N1, whose product is annotated as calcium/calmodulin dependent protein kinase II inhibitor 1. NCBI's taxonomy places the organism in Eukaryota, Metazoa, Chordata, Mammalia, Carnivora, Canidae. The coding region runs from base 84 to 320 and encodes 78 amino acids. Gene Ontology annotation, molecular function: protein kinase binding; calcium-dependent protein kinase inhibitor activity. The transcript has 2 exons. Gene Ontology annotation, biological process: negative regulation of protein kinase activity. The record is from RefSeq and is a predicted model, not a curated record.
CGGCCCCAGCGCCGCUGACCCUGUCCGCCGCGGGCGGGGACGCGGGCGGAGGAGGCGCCGCCGCGGAGCCCCCGGACGCGACCAUGUCGGAGGUGCUGCCCUACGGCGACGAGAAGCUGAGCCCCUACGGCGACGGCGGCGACGUGGGCCAGAUCUUCUCCUGCCGCCUGCAGGACACCAACAACUUCUUCGGCGCCGGGCAGAACAAGCGGCCGCCCAAGCUGGGCCAGAUCGGCCGGAGCAAGCGGGUUGUUAUUGAAGAUGAUAGAAUUGAUGACGUGCUGAAAAAUAUGACAGACAAGGCACCUCCUGGUGUCUAACUCCCCCAAAGACAAUGAGUUAAGGGAGAGUAAGACCGGCGGUAACAGUUAUUGGCAAAAAGAGCAUGAAAAGAGAAAGCACUUUGAAAUCUAUUACUAGCUUGCUACCUACGAUGAAAUCAACAACCUGUAUCUCAUGUCAGGCCGGGAGACAGACGAGGCGUGAGAAGGAAGAGGAGGAGGAGGAGGAGGAAGAGGAGGAGGAGGAGAAGGCUCUGGGCUCCUCAGCAAAAAUAAAAAUAAAAAAAAAAUUUUAAAAAUUUAAAAAUCACUAUAUACACACAUAUAAAGAAAUAAAAAGUCUCAGUUGCAGCUAUUUGUCAAAAUUAAUAUCCAUUUCUUUUUAUAUACAGUGAAUAUUGCGCAAUUAUAGAUCUGGAUUUUUGAACCACUUAAAUAAUGAAGCGGCAACACCGGGUGUUUUGAGGUGUUGGCAUUCUUCGCUGAUUUGGCUGUUCCCAAUGUUUACAUUAUUUAAUCUUGCAAAAAUGGUUCUGUGCACUUGGAUGUGAAAUGCUGUCCGGUUUUAUUUUUUUAUGUUGUUAUCCUUGGAUGUACAAAAAAAAAAAAUCAGCAAAUGAUCUCUAUAGAUAUUGUUUUAUUUUGGUCCUCUUUUGAAGUUAUCGGGAAUGUGUUUAAAACAAGCAGAGAACUUUUCUAAGGAAUGAUACAAAGGAAGAAUCCCUGUUUUACUUUAAAAUGACUUGUAAAGCUUGUGUUUCUUUGUUGCUGCAAGCUAUUUGCCCAAGUUAAUGCAAAUGGACACAUUUUAUAUGUCAGGAAAAAAAACCCCACAAAAACAAAGAAAAAAAUGCUUGAGCUUUUUCUAACCUCUUUCCUGCAGUCUGUUGUGUGAGCAGCCUGUUUUUUUCUCUAAUAUUGUGUCAGUUUAUUCUCUUUAAUGGGCUGUAAAAAAAUGUAAUCACAAGAGUGCCAAAUAUCUUGAAAUGCCAAAAGGCAUUUUGGUUUCUUUUCUUUUUCCCUGUGCUCUGAGUCCACGUAAAGGAAUGCUUGGAGUGUCUUUUCUGUUAUUUAUAGGGGUUCUCUUAAGGCACACCAGCUGCCUGUUUUGCAUGGUAUUUGCAAAAACGCCUCUUGCGUGAGGAAAUCUUUUACCAUUUUUUUGUUUGCAACUUUGGACCUCAAGAGGUUUCUUCCCUACCCUGUUCCCUCUUUUCUUAAUUCGAUAUUCUGGAUGUUGCACCUUUAACCAGCACACAGGGCUAUUUCUCCAAUGUACAAUAAAAGAAUAUUCCUGUGUCUCA